GUCUUCCUCCUGGCGCUUCUCUCUCUCUUUCAGUACGAUCGAUGUACAGACGUAGGACGGCGGUAAUGUCCGGCUCCAAAAGAUCCUUCCUUGCAGAUUUCAACUGCUGUGUCGCGAGGGAUUCGCGCUGACUCUGAUUUCGGCUCUUGUUCGAUCUUCUCGGUGGAAAGUUUCUAGAGAUCGAUCGCAUUCGAGAUCUCCACCGGAGGUCCUACCGAGUGUGCUUUCCUGAUCGCGAGAAUCGAUCCGAUCCGAGCAGCGACGAUAGGGAAAAGGCGAUUCCUUGAACGUAAAAUCUCUGGUUCUUCUUCUAUAUUUUGUAAUAUUAACCUACAAGUUCGCAUGAUCGAUCUAAGAAAUUUAGCUCGCAGUUCUUGCAGAGAAAUGAAUGGGCUUUAGGGUUGCUGUAAAUGGCAUCGUUAGUCCCGGGCGUCCUUAUCAAGCUCCUGCAGCAUAUGAAUACUGAUGUGAAGAUUGCCGGAGAGCACCGUUCAUCCCUUCUUCAAGUCGUGAGUAUUGUGCCUGCUCUUUCUGGAAGUGAUCUCUUCGCCAACCAAGGGUUUUAUCUCAAGGUCUCUGAUUCUUCCCAUGCAACAUUUGUUUCCCUGCCCGACCAGCACAAUGACCUUAUCUUAAGCGAUAAGAUCCAACUCGGUCAAUUCAUUCAUGUCGAUCGCCUCGAGGCAGGCUCUCCGGUUCCCACUCUUAAGGGUGUGAGGCCUCUUCCUGGUCGUCACCCCUGUGUUGGCAACCCUGAGGAUCUUGCCGCCACCAGUUCUCUUUGUAAUUUUCUCGCCAUGGACAAACUGAAGCCACUCGACGACUCAAAGAACAGCAAUAACACAUCUACAGAUAAUAAUAACACACGGGAAGCAGAAAGAAGAAGGAUCUCGCUUACUAAGUCUAGGUCUCUGCUCUUGAAACUACCAGUCAAUGGCAAAUUGGACAAGAAGGGCACGAGUGCCGGAUCAAGAUCAACCAACUCAAGGUUAUUGCCUUCAUCUCCGAGUUAUGUCUAUUCUUUGCCUGCAUCUUUUGAGAAUUUCUCUAGCGAGAUUAAGAGGCAAGCAAAAGCUAAAGGAGUAGAGAAGCCGGCAUCAUCUUCAAGAGUGAGUCUGUUGGAGAAGGCAGCUUCGAUGUUGAAAGGAACAUCUGCUGGUAGGAAGUCUACUUCUGCAAAUUUCCUGGCUCCAACCAUUGAAUUAGGGCCCAAAGCUUUGAGAAAGAACUGGGAAGAGAAUCUGGACACGAAGGUUAGAGAUUGUUCAACCUCAAAAAAUUCCAAAGCUACAACAAAAUCUGAAUUUAGAAGUGCUUCUAUCCCUGGACGGAAAUCAUCAAAAAAUGAGAAAUCUUUACCUAAGGAGGAUAGCAAGAUUCAAGUUCCUGCAGCUGCAGAGGAUUCCGGUAAAAUAACUAAACAGAGUCCUGUUAACAGUCCAAGUCUUGGUAACUUGGUGAAGAUCGAAACAACUAAAAGAAAGUGGACAGAUGGUGGUGUUCCAUGGCAGUCACUUCCAUCGUCUCUAGCAAAACUGGGGAAGGAGCUCUUCAAGCAUAGGGAUGCAGCGCAACAGGCUGCUGUAGAGGCUUUGCAAGAAGCUUCUGUCGCAGAGAGCUUGAUCCGUUGCUUAAGCAUGUAUGCGGAGGUCAGUGGCAGUGCCAAGGAAGAAAAUCCGCAGCCGGCCGUGGAGCAGUUUCUGGCCUUCGAUUCCUCCCUAUCGCGUGCCGCGAGCGUUGCGGACUCUCUCUCCAAGUUCAGGUCUCAAUUGGUAGCUGGAACGUCGUCGGACGCAGCAGCCGCUGGCCAAGUUAAAGAAGAAGCACUAAAAAUCUCCACCAGGAACCGCCGCCGCGCCGCUGCCUGGGUCGACGCCGGCCUCGCCACUGAGCUCUCCCACUUCUCCCUCUACAACCGCAGGAACCCCACCGCGGCCUCUUCUGCGACGGUGGCGACUGUCGUACUCGAGGUUGUGUCGAAGACUUCCCCGGCAGCGGCGUCUGCGACCUCCAAGGCCUCGCUCCAGUCGAAAUCGAGGUUGUCCGCGGCGCCGUUGGGCAAUGGGAAGACGCGGGGGCUGGCGCCACCGUCGCCGCUGCCAGAAUGGGAGCGCGGCAGAGGGCUGGAAGAGGGGGCGGAGUUGGCGCGAGCGCUGAAGGAGGACGCGCAGUCAUGGUUCCUGGCGUUCGCGGAGAGGUUCCUCGACGCGGACGCGGCCGCCCUGGUGCCGUCCAAUCGGGAGCAGGUGGCCGCCAUGCUGCCGCAGCUCAAGAAGGUGAACGACUGGCUGGAGGCGAUCGACCAACAGAGGAAGGAGGGCGAGGCCGUGUUGGAAGAGGACGCGGAGGAAGGCGAGGGUCCCACCGGCGUGCCGCCGGAGACGGUGGAGCGACUGCGGAAGAAGAUCUACGAGUACCUCCUCACCCACGUUGAGUCGGCCGCCGUAGCGCUCGGCGGCACGGCCCAGGCCACGGCGCCGCCCCAACCUGUGGCGGGGAUCGGAGGGCGGCCGAGGCGGAAGGGAUGACAGAUCGGCAGGCGCCGGAAUGAUGAAGCGUUGAAACCUUUUUAGGUUCAAUGCCCUAUUUACUCUCCGAAGAAGGGCUGGGGCAGGUUACGGGUCGACCGUCGAAUAAUUAUGACGUGGGAGGAGUUUUUUUUUUUCUGGAGGAUGUUCCCUCGAAAAUCGAAAAUCGAAAAUCGAAAAUCGAAAAUCGAAAAUUGGGAAAAACAAAAGAAAAAAAAAGAAUUGUAUAAAAGUUGUGAUAAUUUUCUUGUAUUUAUUUAGAAUUGAGUUGCAUUCAAAUAUUUCA
Molecule: messenger RNA, 2814 nt
Organism: Zingiber officinale
Lineage: Eukaryota; Viridiplantae; Streptophyta; Magnoliopsida; Zingiberales; Zingiberaceae
Exons: 5
Coding region: 411-2528 (705 amino acids)
Source: RefSeq, a predicted model, not a curated record